AUGACUGAGCAGCCGCCUCGGGGACCGGUCGGCGAGCGGGGAGUGCGGAAGGAAGGGGGUCGGGCGUCCCUGCUGGGCCACUUAAAGGAUAAGUGGCGCGGCGUGUUUGGGUCUUCCCCUGCCGACAAGUCCAAGUCCUCCGCACAGAAACCCAGCUUGAAACAACCAGCAAGUCCAAAACAGAACGUGAAAAUGGCCGAAACCGUGCUCGUGACCGGGGCGACGGGCUUCCUUGGCUCGCACGUCGUGCUGCAGUUGCUGGAGAAGGGGUACUCCGUCCGCGCCAUUGCCCGCGGGGACAAGGCGACUCAGAUCCGCACCGCCUACGGCGAAUUUGGCGCGCGGUUCGAAGUCGUAGAGAUCGCGGACCUCGCAACGGAGCAACUGCCCGCCGAGAAAUGGACCGGCGUUUCCGCGCUGUUGCAUCUCGCAACGCCGAUGCCGGGCCGCGUUGCCGUUGAUCGGCAAAUUCAACUUGCGAUCGACGGCACGCUCAACAUCGUAGUCCAGGCAGAGAAGGCCGGCGUCAAGAAAAUCGUUGUCACCAGCUCGGUCGGCACGGCCCGCGGCAGUGACGGCGUCAGCGACAAGCAUUGGAGCCCGAUCACGAAGGAAUACGCGCUCGGGAGUGGCAACCCGAUGCUGGUCUACGUCGCCUCCAAGAAACUGGCGGAGCAGGCGCUCUGGGAGUGGGCUGACGCGCACCCGCAUGUGGAAGUCACGACCCUUAACCCGACCUUCCUUCUCGGCCCGUUCACCAAGUACUUCCCUGUGCCACGCACACCCUCCCCGCGCGACACCAACUGGUCCACCGUCGGCUUCUGGUACCAGCUGCUGUUCCCCGACGGCGCCUUCCUCGGCAUGGCCACCACCUACAUCGACGUGCGCGAUGCCGCAGCGGCACACGUGGCCGCCAUCGGCCCGAACGUGCCGGCAACCGCCACGGCGGGACGGAAGCGCAUCCUCGUCAGCGCGCCGAACGGCUGGCCAGCUACGAAGCUCGUGGAAUAUAUCGGGAAAGAGCGACCUGCGCUGAAAGACCGGCUACUCGCCCACCCGGAGGCGGUGAAGACCGAGGCAGACGUCUUGACGCUCGACUGGGCGAGGGUCGAAACAGUGCUUGGCCUGAAGAAGACAGACUUCCACACGACGGAGACGACGGUGCUCGACACGGUGGACAGCAUUACAGCGAUAGAGGACAAGUGGCGUGCCGAUGGCCAUGAAAUUGUCAAACCGUCUAUGGGUUAG
Mycena indigotica is the source of this 1248-nucleotide messenger RNA. RefSeq names its product Epimerase domain-containing protein. NCBI's taxonomy places the organism in Eukaryota, Fungi, Basidiomycota, Agaricomycetes, Agaricales, Mycenaceae. The transcript has 3 exons. The record is from RefSeq and is a predicted model, not a curated record. The coding region runs from base 1 to 1248 and encodes 415 amino acids. Gene Ontology annotation, molecular function: oxidoreductase activity, acting on the CH-OH group of donors, NAD or NADP as acceptor.